Rhagoletis pomonella (apple maggot) is the source of this 1570-nucleotide messenger RNA. RefSeq lists its product as uncharacterized. The record is from RefSeq and is a predicted model, not a curated record. Gene Ontology annotation, molecular function: nucleic acid binding; zinc ion binding. NCBI's taxonomy places the organism in Eukaryota, Metazoa, Arthropoda, Insecta, Diptera, Tephritidae.
GGCUGAUGCAAUUGAAGGUGUAGGUGAAAAUUGUAGUGAGCCAAAAGAGGCAGCACUACAAUGGAAAACAUUUAAAAGGAACAAAAAAAAUACCUCAAAAAGUGAAAAUUUGUGGGUGCUUAGUAGCGGGGCUUCCAUGGAUGAAGAUGAGGAAUACAUAGCUAAGGCACUCCAUAACGGGAAAAUUGUAACGGCAGAAAAAGGCGGUUCUUCUGCAUCAAAGGUUACACAUACAUCGAACAGUGAACAGUUAGAAAUUGAUACAAAUGGUAGAGAUAGGGGAAAUACGAAAGUAGGUGAGGAAGAUGGAAAAAAGAAGAUAGGCAAUGAAGAAACAGGAAAGGAAUCUUUACGUUACCCAGCGAACCAUGAUGGAAAACCAUGGGUACUUUUUGAUACCUCGCGUUCUGAAAUAAUUCAGAAGAAGGGGAUACGAAAUGGCUUGUAUUUAUGGGCCAAAAUAAAAGGCUGCAAUAUUGAAGGUAUUGACACUAUUAGGGCAAUCGGGGUGACGUUAUACAAAGUUUUAUUUGAAAAUGUUUUUUAUGCAAAUAGGUGCUUGAAUAAUGAAAAACUAAAAAGUGCAAAUAUCAGAACCUUCAUACCGAGGUCUUUUCUAGAAACGUAUGGGGUAAUAAGAAAUAUUCCGGUAGAAUACUCCGAUGCAGAAAUUAGAAGUGGCUUAAAGUCGGUGGUAGACGUUACCUCCAUUCAAAGAUUCACUAGAAGGGAGAACAAUGAAUGUGAAAAUAGAGUUCCAACUCUAUCUGUGAAAAUUGGUUUUGCUGGGGAUCAGCUGCCAAAAGAGGUCAUCUUAGACCACACGAUCUUAGAAGUAACACAAUUUUUUCCGAUGUUAAGGCAGUGCUACAAAUGCGGCAGAAUAGGGCACACUCAGAAAACAUGUAGGUCGGAGAAGAGAUGUCUCAAAUGCGGAAAUAAAGGUGGUUGUGUUACCAACUGUGGUAUACCUAUGUGUGUUUUAUGCGGGGAUGCAAAGCAUAACGCUUUCGACAGGGUGAACUGCCCAACCUGGGAAAAGGAAAACAACAUAAUCAAAAUUAUGACCCUGAAGAAACAGACAAGAAGAGAGGUACUCACUGAGUAUAAAGCUUCCACUGGAAACAGAUUUGAACUGUUAAGUGAUGACCAUUUUCCGGGACUAGACAAUGAACUGAACCCGUUCAGAGAUAACCAAUGCGAGGUAAAUAGAAUUAUGACGCCAAAUACUUAUGCGUCCCAGGUUAAAAAAAAUAGUCAAAAGCCGUAUAGGCGAAAUAUACCACAAGAAAGACCGGUACGGCAAAAAGCGACUCAGCAAAAUCAGCAGAAGAAUGGAGUGGCCUUUAGCCAACCAAACUUACAUGCAGUGUCAGAGUUGGAAAAAAUAACCACUGAAAUGUCCAAAUUUGCGAGGGAUGCUUUCAGACAAAUCAACUUUCCUGCGGGUGUAAAUGCCUUUGUCCAUUUCAGGGAAAGAUUAAAGCAACAAUUUUCGAAUUUUGAACUUAAAAAUGUAGCGGAAAGGGGGGAAGUAGAAAAUAGUCAGCAUGAAGAUUCUUCAAUAUAA